Molecule: messenger RNA, 1428 nt
Organism: Eremothecium sinecaudum
Lineage: Eukaryota; Fungi; Ascomycota; Saccharomycetes; Saccharomycetales; Saccharomycetaceae
Product: HER201Wp
Exons: 1
Coding region: 1-1428 (475 amino acids)
Biological process (GO): agglutination involved in conjugation with cellular fusion
Cellular component (GO): fungal-type cell wall
Molecular function (GO): cell adhesion molecule binding
Source: RefSeq, a predicted model, not a curated record
AUGAGAGCCUUUUCUAUAUUCGCAAUUUUUUUAGCCGCCGCAGCUGCUCAGGAUAGAGUUACAUCUACUAUUAGUAACCCAUUUUUGUUAAGUGAGACACUGGAAACGAUAGCGUUUUCAACUGACGCAUCUACCCAGACAUAUGAUGAGGUUGUUGUAGUUGCCAUUACCAAUUGGUACAAAUCUAUCAUAUAUAUUAGUGAUUGUGAACCUGAAAGUGGGCGCAACCCUCCUAGUACAGUCAGUACACCUGUUACGGUCAUUACGCCGAACACUAUCAACCCCGCUUCGAGCAAUCCUCCUGCUCCAAGUAGUUCACCAUCACCAAGCAACCCACAACCUCCAAGCAAUCCACCUGCUCCAAGUAAUCCACCUGCUCCAAGUACUCCACCUGCUCCAAGUAAUCCACCUGCUCCAAGUACUCCACCUGCUCCAAGUACUCCACCUGUUCCAAGUACUCCACCUGCUCCAAGCAGCUCGCCAUCUCCAAGUACUCCACCUGCUCCAAGUACUCCACCUGUUCCAAGUACUCCACCUGCUCCAAGCAGCUCGCCAUCUCCAAGUACUCCACCAGCUGCUCGCAACCCACCACCUCCAAUUGAUCCAUCAGCUCCAAUUGAUCCUCCAGCUCCAAGCAAUCCACCAGCGCCAAGCAAUCCACCAGCUCCUAGCAGCUCCCCAUCUCCAAGCAUCCCACCUGCACCAAGCAGCCCUCCAGCUCCAAGUAACCCACCAGCUCCAAGCAGCUCUCCAUCUCCAAGUACUCCACCUUCGCCAAGUACUCCGCCAGCUCCAAGUAACCCACCAGCUCCAAGCGGAUCUUCAUCUCCAAGCAGCCCACCUGCACCAAGCAGCCCUCCAGCUCCAAGUACUCCGCCAGCUCCAAGUACUCCGCCAGCUCCAAGCAACCCACCAGCUCCAAGCAGCUCUCCAUCUCCAAGUACUCCGCCUUCGCCAAGUACUCCGCCAGCUCCAAGUAACCCACCAGCUCCAAGUAACCCACCAGCUCCAAGCGGAUCUCCAUCUCCAAGCAGCUCCCCAUCUCCAAGCAACCCACCUGCACCAAGUACCCCACCAUCACCAAGAAACCCACCUGCAACAAGUACUCCACCAGCUCCAAGCAGUUCACCUUCUCCAAGUAAUCCACCAGCUACGCCUGCUUCUAGUAGUACACCCUCUACUAGCAAUACUCCUACUAUCAAUAGGCCACCUACAAGCAAUACACCAGAUAUUAAUACACCAGCUACGCCAACUCCUAGCAACACUACAAAUGGCGCCAGUAGUAAGCCGCCCACUGUUCCCCUUGACGAUGUCAGCACUGUCACCACAACCACAACCAGUACCUGCAGUCCUACCACCUAUUACAACAGCACCAUUCCUAUCGAUACUGACACUGCUAAUAGUUCAACGACCACAAUAGUGUGGUAA